GAAAGGGAGGCUGGAUACAAACAGCAGCCGGGCUUCCAGGCAGCGACAGCCAGACACUCCGAGCGGCGCGCGCGCCCCUCUCCCCGCGCCGCACACACAUGCAGGAUGCCCGGAGAGCGCCGGGGAGUCCUGGUCCCGCUCAGCCGGAGUUCAUGACGCUGUCGGCGGCCUCGUCAUGCGUCUCUUGCCCGAGCCCAGCGCCCAGUCCCUGCGGCUCCUCUUCCUCUUCCUCUUCGUGAUGGGGGUGACCCCGUCCCCGGCGCUCACGGCCGGCUGCCCCGACAGGUGCGUGUGCGACGACCAGCUGGUGGUCCAGUGCGCCGGGCAGGAGCUCACCGCGUACCCCAACGACCUGCCGCUGGCCACCCGGCAGCUCAUCAUCUCCAACAACCGCAUCGGGGACCUCCCGGCGCUGCAGCUCAACUACCUGUCCGACCUGGUGUACCUGGACUGCAGCAACAACUCCCUGACGGAGAUCUCCGAGUCCACCUUCGGGAAUCUGCGGAAGCUCGCCUACCUGGACCUGUCGUUCAACAUGCUGCUGCAGGUCGAGGACCGGACUUUCGGGCCCCUGGCGUCGCUGGUGAUGCUGCGGCUGACGGAUAACCCGAGCCUUGGGGAGGUCCACCCGGACGCCUUCGCGGAGAACAUGGCGCUGCAGGUUCUGGACGUGAGCCGGAACAACCUGACGGCCCUGAACAUCAGCAGCCUGAUCGCGCUGCCGGCGCUGCGCUCCCUGGGGCUCAGCGGGAACCCCUGGAGCUGCGACUGUGACACGGAGGACCUCUGCCUCUGGGUGCAGAUCGAGGGCUUCAAGUUCCAAGACGAGGGCCAGACGGUGUGCCUCAACCCCCCGGAGCUGGCGGGCCAGCGGUUGGCGGAGGUCGGCAUGCAGCUGCGGGCGGACUGCCACCUGGGCCUGGGCUACUGGGACUACCUCUUCUUCGUCGCCAUCGGCUUCGUCAUCUUCUCGGCCGGCACGGUGUCGGCCUGGGUGAUGGGCGUGCUCAUGGUGCUGUACGAGCGCUACAACAAGAGGAAGAACGAGGACAUGGACAGCGACGACGAGGACAGGGGGGGAGGAGGAGGAGGAGGAGGGAACCAGGGCAACGGGGACCUGAACAAGCCCAGCAUGCAGGUGUGACGUGAGGAAGAGGAGGAAGGACCGGAAGUGAUGAGAGGACUCACAGGGAACCAACAUCUGACUGUCUCUCCGUGUUCCACAUUUAGACAUGUGCUCUUCAACAUAUGGGACAAGUGUGUGUGUGUGUGUGUGUGUGUGUGUGUGUGUGUGUGUGUGUGUGUGUGUGUGUGUGUGUGUGUGUGUGUGUGUGUGUGUGUGUGUGUGUGUGUGUGUGUGUGUGUGUGUGUGUGUGUGUGUGUGUGUGGGAGAGAGAGAGAGACAGACAGAGACAGCAAUAAGGAUGACCAUGCCUUCACUUCAGGACUACAGAAUGACCUCUGAGAUUAUUGAGAGCAAUAAUGCCCGUACACACACACACACACACACACACACACACACACCCACACCUACACACACACACACACACACACACACACACUCAUCUCAGCACAGAUACUCUCCGGAGCUGCUGGUUUCUCUCCGAGUGGGCGGCUGUACCUACAAACUAUGUGAAGUGCUCUUGAGUAACAUUCUGUAAAUUAAAAUAAUAACAAGUUGUGUUACGUGAGAAACUCGCACCCACACACACACAACUACACACACACACACACACACACACACUUAAUCCACAUAUAAAAAAGGUAUUGGGGGUCACAAAGAGAGUGAUGCCUUAUCUCUGCUACAAUAAAAAAAAGAAAAGUA
Molecule: messenger RNA, 1825 nt
Organism: Pseudoliparis swirei
Lineage: Eukaryota; Metazoa; Chordata; Actinopteri; Perciformes; Liparidae
Product: leucine-rich repeat-containing protein 52-like
Exons: 2
Coding region: 176-1144 (322 amino acids)
Cellular component (GO): voltage-gated potassium channel complex
Molecular function (GO): transmembrane transporter binding; potassium channel activator activity; voltage-gated potassium channel activity
Source: RefSeq, a predicted model, not a curated record